AUGAUCGACCAAUCUACGAACCUCGACGAUCUGAGCAAGUACAGUCUACAGCUGAAUCGAUGGUAUUUGAAACCGAUAGGUGCCUGGCCACCGUCGCGAUCCACUUCUAGGAUCGAGAGGAUGAUUUCGAUCGUUCUGAUCGUCAUUUGUUACUGUUCGAUAUUGUUUACGGUAAUCCCUUGCAUGAUGCACAUCGUUCUCGAGGACGAGGAUCUUUACAAGAAACUUAAGAUGGUCGGUCCUCUGAGUCACUGGUUCAUGGGCGGUGUAAAUUACACCAUGUUGCUAAUGCGCGGCAAAGAGAUACGAUAUUGCGUGGAACAUCUGGAGACCGACUGGCGGUUGAUAACGAGAGCGAAGGACCAACGAAUAAUGCUGAAAAGCGCGAAGCUCGGUCGCUACGUGGCGGGCUUUUGUGCAGCUUUCAUGCAGGGUAGCGUUUUCGCGUAUUGCGUGUUAACGACAUUCACUACGCAUCUCGUUCAGGACGGUAAUCAGAUCAGGACUGUGCGUAUGCUGCCUUGCCAAUUCUACAGAAAGCUACUCGACGUCGAGACCAGUCCCACCAACGAACUCGUCAUCGCCUCGCAAUAUUUAUCAGGUUUCAUCGUAAAUUCCAGUGCAGUUGCUGCUUUUAGUCUCGCCAUUGUCUUUGCGAGUCACGCGUGCGGCCAGUUAAAAAUCCUGAUGAAUUGGAUCACCGAAUUCGUCGACGAGUACGAAGGACAACCAGAGGAGGUCUACUGUGACAAGAUCGGAGUGGUAGUAGAGCAUCAUCUUAGAGUGUUGAGCUUGAUAUCGCGCAUCGAAGUCGUGAUGAAUCGAAUAUGUUUCUCGGAAUUGUUUAAGUGUACACUGAAUAUAUGCAUGAUUGGAUACUACAUUCUCAUGGAAUGGAACUAUCACGACUUUAAGAAUGUAAUUAUAUAUUUUAUGAUACUGUUUUCUAUGUGUUUCAACAUGUUUAUAGUCUGUUAUAUCGGUGAAGUACUGACAGAACAGUGCAAGAAGGUUGGUGAAAUCGUUUACAUGACAAAUUGGUAUUAUUUGCCUGCUAAAACUAUCCUCGACUUACUAUUCAUCAUCGCGAGAUCAAGCAUUGUCAUUAAAAUCACUGCCGGAAAGAUAAUUUAUAUGUCUGUUUACACAUUUGGUCACAUGGUAAAAACUGCUUUCGCAUAUAUAAAUCUAUUGCGGCAAUACACGUGA
Messenger RNA from Colletes gigas, 1209 nucleotides. Its product is annotated as odorant receptor 82a-like. NCBI's taxonomy places the organism in Eukaryota, Metazoa, Arthropoda, Insecta, Hymenoptera, Colletidae. Gene Ontology annotation, molecular function: odorant binding; olfactory receptor activity. Gene Ontology annotation, biological process: sensory perception of smell; detection of chemical stimulus involved in sensory perception of smell. The transcript is spliced from 5 exons. The record is from RefSeq and is a predicted model, not a curated record. Gene Ontology annotation, cellular component: plasma membrane. Bases 1 to 1209 code for a protein of 402 amino acids.